AGAGCGAGAGCGAGAGAGAGAGGCUGUGUGUAUCGUGAAGAGGCUGUGUAUUUAGGAGAAUCCAGUCCUCAGGAAGAAGACCGCAAGCUUUUCUCCUCAUUGUACCUCAUCCUACCGGAGGCUUUUGUGUCUUAUUUUUUUUGGUCCUUCGCUCUUCCCAUCCUUCCCUUCUUCACCGCGGAAGGAGGAACAGCACAUUCAGCCGGUGGGGGAAGUUGACACUGUAGUGUGAGUGUUGAGCUGAGAGGCCCUGGUGGAUGCUGUGAAGAGCUCUGUAAGGACAAACACAAGCAAAGGAGAUUCAUGGGUAACCUCCUGAAAGUGCUGGCUUGCUCCGAUCUUGAGCAUGGCCCAAUCAUUUUCCUUGACUUUGAACAUGCCCAGCCUACGGAGGCAGAGACGGCGGUAUGGAACCAGGUCAGUGCUGUCCUGGAGGAGGCCCACGGCAUCCUGGCUGAACUACAGUCUUAUAACGGGGCGGGACAAGAGAUACGAGAGGCCAUCCAGAACCCAGGUGAUCUGCAGCUACAGGAGAAGGCCUGGAACGCAGUCUGCCCCCUGGUGGCCAAGCUCAAACGCUUCUACGAGUUCUCCCUCCGACUGGAGAAUGCCCUGCGUAGCCUGUUGGAGGCGCUGACGAGCCCUCCCUACGCUCCCAUGCAGCACCUGGAGAGAGAGCAGGCCCUGGCCAAACAGUUCGCAGAGAUACUCCACUUUACACUCAGCUUCGACGAACUAAAGAUGACAAACCCAGCCAUUCAGAAUGACUUCAGCUACUACAGGAGGACCAUCAGUAGAAACAGGCUGAACAACCAGCAGUUGGAGGCAGAGAACGAGGUGAACAACGAGAUGGCCAAUCGGAUGUCUCUGUUCUACGCCGAGGCCACACCCAUGCUGAAGACCCUGAGUAAUGCCACCACCAAGUUUGUGUCAGAGAAUAAGACCUUACCCAUUGAAGACACCACAGACUGCCUGAGCACCAUGGCCUGUGUGUGUCGCGUCAUGCUGGAGACACCUGAGUACCGUUGUAGGUUCACCAACACAGACACCGUGUUGUUCUGUAUGAGGGUGAUGGUGGGAGUGAUCAUCCUGUACGACCAUGUCCACCCUGUAGGAGCCUUCGCCAAGACAUCCAAAAUAGACAUGAAGGGUUGCAUCAAGGUGCUGAAAGAGCAGCCUUCCAACAGCGUGGAGGGACUGCUGAACGCACUGAGGUAUACGACCCGACAUCUAAACGACGACACCACCUCCAAACAAAUCAGGGCUCUUCUUCAAUGAGAGAUGGAAGAGAGGCGAGAGUGAAGGAGAGAGCGAGAGAGAGAGAGAAAGAGAAGCAGAGAGAGAGAGAGAGAGAGAGAGAGCGAGAGAGAGAGAGAGAGAGAGAGAGAGAGAGAGAGAGAGAGAGAGAGAGAGAGAGAGAGAGAGAGAGAGAGAGAGAGAGAGAGAGAGAGAGAGAGAGAGAGAGAGAGAGAGAGAGAGAGAGAGAGAGAGAGAGAGAGUACACACGGAGGGAGGAGAAGAAACAACGAGGGAGAACAAACUGUGGUGGCUGAAUCCUGUUUGUUUAUGAAAAGCGAAAUGAUCAGGUCUGAUAAAAAAAUGAACUGAUGAAAAGAAGAAGUUUAUGUAUUGUUCAUCAUUCUGUCUCUCAUUUUGUAAAAAAAAGAAAA
This is a messenger RNA of Salvelinus fontinalis (brook trout), 1670 nucleotides long. Its product is annotated as CYFIP-related Rac1 interactor A-like. Lineage: Eukaryota; Metazoa; Chordata; Actinopteri; Salmoniformes; Salmonidae. Gene Ontology annotation, biological process: regulation of actin filament polymerization. The transcript has 12 exons. The record is from RefSeq and is a predicted model, not a curated record. The coding region runs from base 304 to 1278 and encodes 324 amino acids. Gene Ontology annotation, molecular function: small GTPase binding.